GGAGGAGCGGGAGCGCUGGAUCCGGGCCAAGUACGAGCAGCGGCUGUUCGUGGCGUCGCUGCCCGGCACGGACCUCUCUCUGGGCCAGCAGCUGCUGAGAGCGACGGCCGAGGAGGACCUGCGCGCCGUCGUCCUGCUGCUCGCGCACGGCUCCCGGCAGCAGGUCAACGAGACCUGCGGGGAGGGGGACGGACGCAACGCGCUGCACCUCGCCAGCCGCAAGGGCAACGUGGUCAUCACGCAGCUGCUCAUCUGGUACGGCGUGGAUCUGAUGGCGAGGGACGCCCAUGGCAACAGUGCGAUGGCGUACGCCCGGCAGGCCAGCAGUCAGGAGUGCGUGGACACGCUGGCUCAGUACGGCUGCCCUGACGAGCGCUACCCGCUCAUGGCCACGCCCAACCUGUCCCGUCGCAACACCAACCGCAACAACAGCUGCAGCAGCGCCGGGAGCGCCGCGCUCAUAUGACCCGCAGACCUGACUGUUUACGACUAACAAACCCCGCUUUGGGAGAGCUUUUAUUUUGGGAACCACUACCUGUUGUGACUCGCCACCUCAUCUGACAACAACCGCCGCUGCCGCCGCUGCGACUCAUUAAAAAACUUGAAGUCAGUGGUGGUGCCGUUUGGGGGCAAAAAAAAAAACCCCAAAGCAUGGUGGGAAACGUAGUCCGCGAUCAACCGUCGUCAAAGACGUCGCAGGCUCAUCAGAGAAUUUUGGGAAAUAAUUUCGACUCGUGGCGGCCAGUCUGAAGCUCCAGGGACAUCAUACCUCAUCACAGCGCUAAUUUAACACUACGUGAAAAGUUCCCGCUCUUUUCAGAAGUCCAUCUCGCCAAAACAUAUCUCUGUGAACGACGAAAACUGUGAGGCGAAGACACCACGAAGGACGCGAGAGGCGGCGUCUUCGUAGCAUGACCACAUCAUCAUCGUCACCGCCGUCAUCGCUCUGGACGCGCCCUGCAGCCUCAGUGUCUCACCUGUUUGUUUUUUAAUUUUAUGAAUCUGUGAACUCUCGCCUUUUUUUUUUUAAAUGUGAAAAAUAUCUCGAUGUUUAAGAGGAAAAAAAUAUCAGAUCUUAGCGGUAAAAAAGAAGAAGUGUGAUAGAUCGCAUGCCCUAGACACUUUUCCGUUUUAAUUUAAGGCGUUUUUCCUGGACUGUGUAUAUUGUAUCUUGAUGUGCAUUGCUGGACCAAUCGUUAAAAACACGGGGAAGGGUUUUUUUGUUUGUUUAUUUUGUUUUUCAGGUGUAAAAAUCUUUACGUGUACAGAAGCUCUUGCCAGGCUCAGGGACCGGAGACUGUCGAUCACGAACAUCCCAGCAUCCUCCAAUCAGGGUUUAAUUUGUUUUCACUUCGCUCAGUCACGAUUUUUGGAUAACUGUCACCUGUUCUCGGGCUGGGCGAUAUGAUCUGUUGUCUCAGUAACCGUAAAUAUAACGACACGUGUUUUUCGGGCGGAUAAAUUAUUUUAAAAUCAUAGAUUUUUCACCUUUACGCCAGUGAUAGCCACUGUCGGAGGCAUUAUGUUUUCGUGUCAUCGCAUUUCGUGAAUUUCCUCAAAUUUGGCACAAACAUCCACUCAGAUGCUACAAUGAAAUGAAUUGAAUGCUUUUGAACCCAAUAUCUUAAGUCAUUUCCUCAAUUUUGGCACAAAUUUCCAGUUAGACUUAAGGAUGAAUUUGUUACAUUUUGGUGUUCAAAGGUCAAGGUCAUUGUGACCUCUUCUGUCCUAUUCGUGUGAACACGAUAUCUC
Plectropomus leopardus (leopard coralgrouper) is the source of this 1752-nucleotide messenger RNA. The record is from RefSeq and is a predicted model, not a curated record. NCBI's taxonomy places the organism in Eukaryota, Metazoa, Chordata, Actinopteri, Perciformes, Serranidae.